Lutra lutra (Eurasian river otter) is the source of this 896-nucleotide messenger RNA. It is a transcript of the gene TRAPPC5, whose product is annotated as trafficking protein particle complex subunit 5. Bases 295 to 861 code for a protein of 188 amino acids. Gene Ontology annotation, cellular component: TRAPPI protein complex; TRAPPIII protein complex; TRAPPII protein complex. Gene Ontology annotation, biological process: endoplasmic reticulum to Golgi vesicle-mediated transport. The transcript is spliced from 3 exons. The record is from RefSeq and is a predicted model, not a curated record. NCBI's taxonomy places the organism in Eukaryota, Metazoa, Chordata, Mammalia, Carnivora, Mustelidae.
CGGCCGCAGUUCGCUGGUGAGACCCCCGCCCGCGACCCCUACCUGCGCGGGGCCUCGCCCGCUCUGGGACCCCCAGCCUCCCGCGCGCCUGGGGAUCCUGGGCGACGUUCCCGGCGUCCGCGAUCCCCGGUCCGUCCGCUUCGGCCCACGCAAAGGGUCGGUGAGGAGGGUCUGACACCCCCUCCCCCAUGCACUAGGUCUCUAGCUGCUCCCACAGGUGGCAGAGGGGGACAGGAAGGUGCUUUUCAUGUAGGAGCAAUCACCUGGAACUCGAAGCAGGGCGGCGGCGGCAGCAUGGAGGCACGCUUCACCCGCGGGAAGUCGGCGCUGCUAGAGCGUGCCCUGGUGCGGCCCCGCACCGAGGUGAGCCUGAGCGCCUUCGCGCUGCUCUUCUCGGAGCUGGUGCAGCACUGCCAGAGCCGGGUCUUCUCCGUGGCCGAGCUGCAGGCGCGCCUGGCUGCCCUGGGCCGCCAGGUGGGCGCCCGCGUUCUGGAUGCGCUUGUGGCUCGCGAGAAGGGUGCCCGGCGCGAGACCAAGGUGCUGGGCGCUCUGCUGUUCGUCAAGGGUGCGGUGUGGAAGGCGCUGUUCGGCAAGGAGGCCGACAAGCUGGAGCAGGCCAAUGACGACGCACGCACCUUCUACAUCAUCGAGCGGGAGCCGCUCGUCAACACCUACAUCUCAGUGCCCAAGGAGAACAGCACGCUCAACUGUGCCAGCUUCACGGCGGGCAUCGUGGAGGCGGUGCUCACACACAGCGGCUUUCCCGCCAAGGUCACGGCACACUGGCACAAGGGCACCACGCUCAUGAUCAAGUUCGAGGAGGCGGUCAUAGCCCGAGACCGGGCCCUGGAGGGCCGCUGACCCCACGGGAGAUAAAGAAUGCAGAGCCUCCUUCC